CAAACAGCAAAAGAAGAAGAAGCUCAAUAGAAUAGCGGACCUUCUUUUCACCGUAGUAAAUGCGGCAAUUCCAGGUGCAUUUACAUCGCUCUCUUCAAUAUGCCUAUAGGAGAGAACGAGAUAAACAUACACGCGUUCGAAAAGGUUAUGCGAAUUUGACGUGAAUUGUGAAUUUUAUUUGCUGUUGCCGAGAAAAAAACGCGAACUUACUAUAGCGCACACAUUUUCUUUUAAUUUUUCGUUUGGUUUUAAACACAAAAAAGGCUCAAAACUAUCUAAAUAUAUACAUUUUUAAUCGGUGUAAAACUUGGUUGAAAAAAGAAUUCCUGAAAUUAGCAGCAAACGACAGCAAAAAGUAAAAUAGAUCUUGGCAAAUAGAAGCGUUAAAAGUGAAGUGGUAUAAGAGGAAGUAGCGGUCGCCGCAACUCGCGGAAGCACCAUUAAAACACCAAAAGUACAUAAAUUUGGAAAUUAUAGAUUCUUGAAAUUUACAGUGAAGGAAUAUGAAAUGGGUAUACGCCCAGCAAACGCUUCAAUCAAGCGCAAGUCAAGUCUAAUAAAAUAAAUAAUCAAGAGAAAUCCAAUCAAGUAGCGAACAAAACAAAAAGCAAGCGUAGCUUGUACAAGUGAAUGUCGCUUAUUAAUCAAAUAAGAAAAUAAAAUAAACAGCGCUUGCCUCCACCAUUACUCUAAAACGCUAAUCAAAUCCGGCGCGAUCAAAUUUUGAAAAGUUUUUUUUUUUUUUUACAAAGAAUUCCCGCGCGUUUAAAAUUCUUGUUGUGUAAAUUUCACUAAGAGACGAACGAAGUUGUUAAAAAUUAGAAAUUAAAAAACAAAACAAAAAGUCGGUCGCAUAUAAAGUCGGUUUAAAGCAACGUGGCUGAAACAGCAGCAACAGCAAAGCCUACAACAGCUGAUCGCCCGAAUAUCUUUUUGCAGGCAAUGCCUUCUGCCAUAAGCGGUACUGGACACGGCUCAGGCGCCGUUAGUCACAACGUGAAUAUACCUAGCAAUGAGGAGUGUGGCAUUCGUGAUGUUUGGAAGCAUAACCUUGAGGAGGAGUUUCGCACAAUACGUAAAGUCGUGCAAAAAUACCAUUAUGUGGCGAUGGACACAGAGUUUCCGGGCGUUGUAGCGCGUCCUGUUGGUGAAUUUCGUUCCACCGCUGACUAUCACUAUCAGCUAUUGCGUUGUAAUGUCGAUUUGCUGCGCAUCAUACAACUUGGAUUGACCUUUAUGGAUGACGAAGGCAAAACACCGCCCGGUUACUCAACAUGGCAGUUUAAUUUUAAAUUUAAUUUAAGCGAGGACAUGUACGCGCAGGAUUCAAUUGAUUUGCUACAAAAUUCUGGCAUACAAUUUAAAAAACACGAAGAGGACGGUAUUGAUCCACUUGAUUUUGCCGAAUUACUAAUGUCCUCAGGCAUUGUGCUUGUGGAUAAUAUCAAAUGGCUGUGCUUUCAUUCGGGUUACGAUUUCGGUUAUCUACUAAAAUUGUUAACCGAUCAAAAUCUACCCUCCGACGAGAGUGAAUUUUUCGAAUUAUUACGCAUAUAUUUCCCCAACAUUUACGAUAUUAAAUAUCUGAUGAAAUCAUGUAAAAAUUUGAAAGGUGGCCUACAAGAGGUCGCCGAUCAAUUGGAAUUGCGACGUGUUGGGCCACAACAUCAAGCCGGUUCUGAUGCGCUGCUCACCGGAAUGGCAUUCUUCAAAAUGCGUGAGAUGUUCUUCGAGGAUAAUAUCGACAAUGCCAAAUAUUGCGGUCAUCUUUAUGGGCUCGGCACAUCGUUUAUUGUAAAUGGCACAAACUUCCACGAUAGCAAUGGCGACAACAACAACACAACGUGAUUCGUUUUCAUUGAACGUACAGCGAACACGGCGAACUGAUUAAGAUUCAACUCGUCGCGCAGGUUUGAAGAUGAUACUUUUUUUGUAAACAAAUAACAGCAACAGCAGUAAGGCGCGCAGUAAGGCACUUAAGAUGAAAAUUAAGCUUUUAAAUAAAAAGAAAUAUCCACAAAAGUGGGGACUUUAAACAGUUAUCAACAAAAACAAAACACAUAGGAGCAAAUGGAGCAAAACUUGUAAACAAGGAGGGCGAACAAACAGAAAACAAAAGAGCUCACACACACACACACCAGGUUAAACACACAAAACAAGCAAUAAAAAGUUGUUUCAAAUCCAAACAAACCAAAACAAGAUAUACUCCACCCAGUACAGAUUAUAUGCGGGUCAAGACAAAAACAGAAAUGUUGGCAAAACGGAGCGUGAAAACAAAAACAAAAGAAUAAUCUUAGAGAAAUAAUGCUAAUUUAAUUAAAAACGUAUGUUUAGUCAAUAUUUAUAUGAAAUUGAAAAGCAACUUUUAAAACAUUCAACGUGCACAUUGUUAAAAAAAUAUAUAUACGUACGUUAAUCGUCAAAUGUGAAACAACAGUAAUUGUAAAAUAUUUUUUUUAACGCUAACUGCUACGAUUUCUUAACUACCACAAUAACAAAUGCAAUCUUUAUUAAUUAUACCGUAUUCAUUGUCUUGCUAAUUAAUAUAUAGAUAUAUACCACAUAUAUGCAUAUAUAUAUAUAUAUCAAAUGUGUAUGUAAGUUAGAAUCUUUAAGCUACUUCUAAUCGUAAAACUCUAAAUGUAAACAUAAUUUAAAGAAUACAAAAGAACCAAACGUACGUAGAAAUAUAUAUAAUAUAAAGAUAUACUCCUCUGUAAACGUUGUGUCGUCCCUUCCUUGUACGUGAAAGAAAUAUAAUUAAAAUUUAAAACUUGUAUUGUAGUAGAAAAAAGUAAAAAUUAUACAAAAACAAAAAACAAAUAAA
This is a messenger RNA of Anastrepha obliqua, 2827 nucleotides long. RefSeq names its product CCR4-NOT transcription complex subunit 7 (gene Pop2). Bases 943 to 1848 code for a protein of 301 amino acids. Gene Ontology annotation, molecular function: nucleic acid binding; poly(A)-specific ribonuclease activity. Gene Ontology annotation, cellular component: CCR4-NOT complex; CCR4-NOT core complex; P-body. The transcript is spliced from 5 exons. The record is from RefSeq and is a predicted model, not a curated record. Lineage: Eukaryota; Metazoa; Arthropoda; Insecta; Diptera; Tephritidae.